Racocetra persica is the source of this 179-nucleotide messenger RNA. The record is from the annotation of a GenBank genome assembly. Lineage: Eukaryota; Fungi; Glomeromycota; Glomeromycetes; Diversisporales; Gigasporaceae.
AAACAUACCUAAUAAUAAAAAAGUCGAUAGUUUACAAAAACGAAUAGAUCGCAUAAACAACGCAAUUUUAGAGAAAGAUUUGAAUGCACUUCGACGCCUAGCCAUAACUGGACCUGGUCUUGUGAACAAUGGCUUACGUCGACUAUGCUGGUUGAAUCACAACAUCGAUGUUAGUCAAG